Molecule: messenger RNA, 6213 nt
Organism: Limanda limanda (common dab)
Lineage: Eukaryota; Metazoa; Chordata; Actinopteri; Pleuronectiformes; Pleuronectidae
Gene: sema4ba
Product: sema domain, immunoglobulin domain (Ig), transmembrane domain (TM) and short cytoplasmic domain, (semaphorin) 4Ba
Exons: 15
Coding region: 484-2997 (837 amino acids)
Biological process (GO): semaphorin-plexin signaling pathway; neural crest cell migration; negative chemotaxis
Molecular function (GO): semaphorin receptor binding; chemorepellent activity
Source: RefSeq, a predicted model, not a curated record
GGGAGUGUGUGGACCUGCACACUCAGAGCUGUCAUCUGCUGGAGCUUUAAACUCUGCUGGUUGUGUGGAUUUUCCUCUGACACUUCCUGGACGAGGAGUCAGUCUGUGUGUGUCUGUGUGUGUGUUUGUGUGUGUGUGUGUGUUUCACCUAAAGGCCCCUGUUUUUAGAUCUGAGGGGAAGUUUUUCUGUGUCACGGCUGAGUAUCACAGAGUACCUGAGGUGAGACGCUGCAGUGUUCCUUUGUCCAUGGAGGCUGUUCGGUGGAGGCCGUCCCUCUUGUUCUGAGGUCACAGAUCAUCAUUUCACGAGUGUCCUGACUUCACAACAGUGCAUCAGUCUUCCAUUCAAGGAGCCCAGUGCUGCAGCGAGACAGAAAGGGGGGGAGAAAAAUAAACACAGGUUUAAAAAAGACGUUCUUCAUGAAUCCCCCAAAACCCUGAAAGGCAGACAGUGUGAGUUGGCUGGCGGUCUUAGAGGAGGCAAUGGGGUGGACACUGAGUAUGGCUCGGCUCUGUCUCCCAGCCUACACUGUGCUGCUGGUUGGCUGCUUUCAUACGGCUGUCACAGAAAAUGAUGUCACUCCACGCCUCACCUUCUCCUACAAUGCGAAGGAGAGGACGACCAGAGGCUUCUCAGUCGGCGGGGUCUCCAACUACACCUCCCUCCUCCUCAGUAAAGAAGACAACACGCUGUACGUCGGCGCUCGGGAGAUCCUCUUCUCUCUCAACCUCUCUGAUAUCAGCGCAGUCAAGCUACAAAGAAACCUGACAUGGACAACUCCGGAGAAGAAGAGAGAAGAAUGCGGUUUUAAAGGCAAAGACCUGCAAACGGAUUGUUUCAACUACAUCAAGAUUUUACUCCGUAUGAACAGCACUCAUCUGUACGUGUGUGGGACCUACGCCUUCAGCCCCAUCUGUGCUUACAUAAAUGCCGCCGACUUCUCCCUCGUCAAGACUGACAGCGGUGAGAUCGCUGCAGAGGACGGACGAAGCCGCUGCCCGUUCAACCCUGAAUACAAGUCCACGGCCAUCAUGGCGGAUGGGGAGCUGUAUGCUGGGACAGUCAGUAGUUUCCAAGGAAAUGAACCCAUCAUUUACAAGAGUCUGAGCCAAGGAACAGCACUAAAAACAGAAAACUCCCUCAACUGGCUUCAAGACCCGGCCUUUGUUGGCUCUGCCUUCAUACAGGAGAGUCUCCCCGAGGGCAACCCGGUGGGCGACGAUGACAAGAUUUACUUCUUCUUCAGUGAAGCAGGAAAAGAGUUUGAUUUCUUUGACAACACCAUUGUGUCACGCAUUGCUCGCGUGUGUAAGGGUGACACUGGAGGGGAGAGAGUUCUGCAGAAGAAGUGGACGACUUUCCUCAAGGCUCAGCUCCUCUGUUCUCUGCCCGAUGAUGGAUUCCCCUUCAACAUAAUCCAGGACAUGUUUGUGUUGACGCCCAGCCCAGAUGACUGGAAGAACACUGUGUUUUAUGGAGUCUUCACGUCUCAGUGGUACAAAGGAGCCUCAGGAAGCUCUGCAGUCUGCUCCUUCACCAUGGACCAGGUGGAAAAAGCGUUUAACGGGCGAUACCGAGAGGUCAACAGAGAGACCCAGCAGUGGUACACAUACAACCACCCUGUCCCAGACCCUCGACCUGGAGCGUGUAUCACCAACGCAGCCAGAGAGCAGGGCAUCUCCUCCUCGCUGCACAUGCCGGACAAGGUGUUGAAUUUCGUCAAAGACCACUUCCUGAUGGACAGCGUGAUCCGCAGCCAGCCUCUGCUGCUCAAACGCAACGUCCGCUACACGCAGAUCGCUGUCCAUCGAGUCCUGGUGGCGCACAAGGCAUAUGACGUGCUCUUCAUUGGCACAGAUGAUGGAAGGCUCCACAAAGCCAUUAACGUCAACAACAAGAUGCACAUCAUUGAGGAGAUGGUGCUCUUCCGUGGUUCCCAGCCGGUGCAGCACAUUGAGCUGGAUACUGACAAGGGUCGGCUUUACGUUUCCUCCUUCUCUGAGCUGGUGGAGGUCCCAGUCGCCAACUGCACUAAUUACCAGAGCUGCGGAGAGUGCAUCCUCUCCAGGGAUCCUUACUGUGCCUGGAACGGGAGGCUGUGUCUGGAUGUCAGGCAGGCGUCAGCACGAAGUGUCUGGCAGCAGGAUGUGGAUGAGGCCGACACGUCAGCUAUUUGCAACAAGGCGGUGGCAAGCCCACGUUCUGUAAAACCUCUACCUACGCGAACGCCUUCGUGCCAGGUGAUCAUUAUCCCAGCCAACACAUUCAAAGUACUGCCUUGCAAGCCGCGCUCGAAUCUGGCUGAGCGGAGGUGGGAGUUCAGCGAGAGUGCAGGUCACUUCCAUUACCCCAGCCCAGACGGAGGGCUGGUGGUGGUAGCUCAAGCUGACAGGCAGGAAACCUACGAGUGCUGGUCCGUGGAGGAAAGCUUCAGGCAGCUGCUGGCAAACUACUGUGUGAGGGGCGAGGCCAAGCAGGAGAGCACCACCCUGCACGGCCGACUGCACACGCCGCAGAUCUCCCAGGAGGAGUUCAUCAUCCUGCCGGGGAAGGCCCGCUUGCCGCAGAUGAACACCAAGACCUACUGGAACGAGCUGAUCGUGGUGUGUGCCCUCCUGGUGCUUUCCCUGGUCGUCUUCUUAUUGUUUGUGGUCUACAGGAACCGCAACCACAUGAAGUCCAUGCUCAAGGAGGGAGAGUGCCCCAACAUGCAGCAGAAGAAGCCCAGGAUAGUGGUGAAACCGGCCGAGAACUUGCCGCUCAACGGCAACACGGUCACGGCGUCGGUGUCAGACCACAAGGGCUACCAGACCCUUAAUGACAACUACAUUUGCAGCACUCCGCCGCACGAGUGCUCACCGCCCGACAACAGCAAGAACUACUCCGAGUCGGAGAAGAGGCUCCUGAACUUGAAAGAGAGCCACGUAGAGAUUUCUCCGGCGUGCCCGCGACCCCGAGUCCGACUUGGCUCUGAGAUUAAAGACUCUAUAGUGUGAGGCUUCAGCUUCGUGUUCAUGUGGAGAGACUCAUUUUAAACUGAAAGGAGAGAGUGCACUUGCUGAGAAAGACAAAACCCUACAAGAGGGGAAACAGACUCUUCAUGUAGAAAACACAUUUCAUUACACAGAUUUUGCACUUUGUCUUUUUUUCUUUUUGUUCUGUCCCUGUGGCCCAUGUACAUUUUAUUGUAUUUUCGUCUCACAUGUAUUUUCAAGCGCAUUCAUAAGCGCACUGAAGAAGUUCCAGUUUGCCUUCAGACUUUUGAUGCUUUCACAUACGGCUCGACGAGAAUGUACCGAGCGGAGCUGGAGCGUCACAACCACGAUUCAGAGACUGAACUUCUUAGCAUUGCCCUUCCAGUCCGUCCAUGAAAACUAGAGGUGAUGCUUCGAAGGGCGGAGUGAUGUUCCGACGUGCUCCCGCUAACAGCUGAUAGUGUUUUCUGAUUUUCAUUCUGUCAUCUGGUUAGAGCCGACCCCCUGCUGAGGCUAUGCACUAUGUUCUGUACGGUAGCAUGUUGAACACCAGUAUACACAGUCAAACAAGUCAGCGACUGGCAAGAAAGAAACAUAGGUGUCCUGUGAAAAAGUCUCCAUUAGCCCGUGUGUGUUCAUCAUAGACUGUGCAUAAAGUUGGACGACGUGUCUGGACUUCCUUCCGUUGUGAGGAGUCUGUCCAGCAGUGAUCGUGGUGUGGAGCCACGUUAUCGAGGUCCCUGCCGAUACAUGCACUUGAAGUAAUUAAGACCAAACUUACCGGAAAACAUCGAGCACUUGAGCAAACAUCAGUGUGAUGAGAACUACCUAAAAUGACAUCAACCAUCUUUGAGAAGAAAAACAUUUUUCAUCUGUAUUUUGACUUUUCGGUGGCUUUUUUAAUUAACAUGGAUUAGGCCCAUUUAUCAACCUAUACUGUAGCCAGCCACCAGGGGGCUGUCAUGACACCCAUCUGUAUAUACAGGCUGUGGUCUGAUCCAUAGAUUGUAUAUAAAGAUGAACGAGACAUCUCCACUUCCUCCCACCAUUCAGAAAUGAAGCCAAAAAAUCCCAGAUAUGAAAGAGGCCAUCUUGAUUAUUUGGAGCUAGAGUCUGAGCAGUAGCAGAGUCCCAAACACAUGCUCAACCAAUUAUAAAUCAUUAUUCAUAAUUACCCCAUUUCAUAGCGUCAAAUAACAUUGAACCAAACCUACUGGAAAAAUUAGCACUUGAACAAAGAGGACGAUGGUUUACGACCUAUACUGCAACCAGCCACCAGGGGGAGAUCGAGAGGAUGUGGCUUCACUUUUGAGAAGAAGUCAUGUCGUCCAUCUUUAUGUAACAGUCUACGUUUCAGACACGUGUAUUCAUUGUUUUGGCUGAAAUAUAACAACAAGAAAAAAGAAGAGUUGUCAUGAAAAUUCAAGAAUGAGACCAAUAGUUUUAAAGUGAAAGAAUCCCCUCAGUGGAAAUGUAGAAACCCUCAUCAUCACACACCAUAAAAUAUCCUAAAUGACACAAAUGGACUUUUAAAAGUAAUGGUAUGACUAGUGGAUACAAAUAUCCCUCGGUGGAAAACUGACUGCCAACAGGGUUUCCCUUUACCAAAUGUGAUAAAGGGAAAACGAAACGCUCAUUCCAGGUAUUAUCAUGUUAGGCCGUCUAUGCAAAGCAAAUAAUGUGAAGUGGGGUAAACACAGAAAAAAAACUCACCUCCAGACUGAGUAAGCACAAAAGGUGUUGGCACUGUUAACGACUGUUGGAUCUGUGGCACUGCGAACACACCCCCCGACACGCACUCACACUCAUUACACUGACUGUAAGUAAGCAAGAGCUUUUAGCCUUUUUUGGUGCAUUUCAGGAAGAAGAUAAUGAAACUUAGAAAGCCUGUCAUCACACGAAAAUAAGAUACAAGACAAGGCUCCGGUACAGGAAAGUAAAUCUGUGACUGUUGAUGAUUAUAAAUAUUUAUUAUGACUUUAUGAAGCCAAAUGUUUCAUUUACAGAGAGAUAUUUAUUCAUCACAGUCGGUGUCUUGAAUAUCUGUCACUAUUCUCCAAGAUAUUAUUGAAUAUUUAAAUACUACACAUAUACUUAAUCUGAGUUAGAAAACACACAUCUGUAUAGCCUCAACUUUGAUAUACAUAUUAACUUACCUGAGUGUUGAUGAAUGGAGGGAAAAACCCUCUGCCUCUGCUUGCUUGCUUCAAUGGUUUUAAAGGCAACCAUAAAAGCAAUAACCUUCAUUCACAUCGAGUAACAAACAUAAGGAUUGUGUAUUUUAAUAUUCCAUCUCCAUAUUCAUAAACCAAGAUUUCCCAAACCAUGUAACCCACCAAAAUUAUGGGUUGGUUCUGACAGCAUUUUCGUCAAACAAUUUUAAAGUCUUACUUGAGUUUGGCUCUUGGAUUGUAACAACAACUUAAAUUUCACUAAAAACACAGCAUCCAGCUCGACUCAGAAUGCAUAGGAUUUGCACAUGAUGUUGAAAAAGCCUUAGUACAAUGCAGGUUAUUAUGGGUUUGAUAACAAAUCUGCCUUUGGGGAAAACAGAUAAUGCCUUCUGAAACCAUAAACAAGAGACGUGCCUCUUGGUGUAAUAAUCUAAGCAGGUAGUAGAGCUGUAGGUGUGAGAGGACGGGCCAUGCUCAGAAACAUGAACAUGUGUAAUUUGAUACUGUCCACAUUGUACAGUAUUGUACAGUAUGAGGUGUUUAUUUAUUUUGUUUAAAUGGUGGCUUCGACCUUAGUCAGGGACUAAAAUUCAUUCUUAAAUUGUAGCACAUAAAUAACCACUGGCUGAUUUGAAAUACUGAAUCAUAGAUAGUAUUAUGUUGCGUUUGUCUAUAAGCAAUCGUGCAGUAUGAAAGAUUGAUGCUCUGACUGUUAUUGAAAAACACAAACCAACGGCAGCUUUGGGUGAAGCAGCUGUCAUCAGAACUAUAUGGUAAAGUUGCAAUGUGAAAUAUGUGCAGGUACCGAACACAAGCCACAGUGAAAGUAUCCUCGUCUCGCUCUCUCUUACUGAACCACUACAGUCAGGCCUUCUGUCGCGGAAACUCUGGUCGACAUGUAUUGUAUAUAAAAAAAAAGACACACGUGAAAAAAGACGUUUUUAUGUAAAACAGUUUUGUAAAUUCAGCUGCCAAUGUAAAUAAAUGUAUUGUGAAUUGUAUUUUAUUUUGUACGAUACAUCACUACUGUUUUUCCUUUUGUUUUCUUUUUGUACUGUAUAUA